CCUCUUCCCGGCCGUCUUUGGCGCUGCUACCGCCCCUUCCUAGAGAGUCCAGGCCAAGCGUGUGACCCGUCAGGAGCGCAUCGGGAAAGUGUGAAUGAGCGAGCGGAAGAAAAAAGAAGGAAGGAAAGAGAAACGAAAGGAGAGAAAGGGAGCGUAGAGUUCCUUCUCUUUCUUCUGCGUCUUUUAAAGUCUAGAGAGGGUUUGAAGCUGUGUUGAAUUUAUAUAUGUUUUUACUACUUGUGGAAGACAUUUAAUUCUACCUGGGGAGGCUUAAAGAAAGAAGAACGUUGCCUUGAUACUGAAAAUGUGUACAUCGUAUUAUGCCUCUUUGGAGCUCUGCAAGAGAAAGUAGGGAACUAAAUUGCCAGUAUGUCAUUCAGCAACACUGAUGUAGAUAUAAAAGAAUUCUUAGUGGGCAUCAACUUGGGACAGUACUUUCCAAACUUCCAAGACUUUGGUUAUAACACUUUGCAAGACUGUUUGGGGAUUAACAACUGUGUGCUUCAGCAGAUUGGAAUAUCUCCUACUGGGCACCGCAGAAGAAUUCUGAAGCAGUUGGAGGCCAUGUUUGCAAAGAUGCAGGGAAAAUCUGCAUCUGUUAAAAACCAGAAAACUGGAGCCACUGAGGAGUUAGGAAAUAGCUGUUCUCAGUCACUUUGCCACAGUUUCAACAAGCAGGUUCUAAACUUAAAUGACAGUGAAAUAACAAGUAGCUGGGCAUCCAGCGAACUGACAAAUGUGGUCCGUGAUCAGAAUUGCACAUAUGAUGAAAAUCUUGAGCCCACUAAAGGCGAGUCAUUGGAAAUUGGAGGCGACCCAUAUUCAGAUUCUGACUCUUUAUGUUGUCAGAACUCGAACUGCGCAACAGCUGUGAUGGCAAAUGCAUUGAAAAAUGUGAUGCCCCAAAAGAUACCUUGUGUGAAUAAAGCUCUUGAAAAGGGAGCAUUGGAAUCCAUUAGUUUGCAGAUUGAUCAUGCUCCUGAAGAAACAUUUUCCUCUUCCUGUGCUUUAUCUUCACCUGAGAUGAAGUCCCGAGAGGGUGCUGAUCCUCUGCUUAUGGGACUGCAAAGUUUAUCAGAUGGUCUACCUAUCUCUCAGUUCUUUGAGUUUAAAGGUGAAAUGAUAGAAAAUGAUUUGUAUAACCAUCGUACUCAAAGUCCUACGAAAGGAGCUCCCAGAACAACCCGGUCUUUUAUGCUCAGACAUCGUCCCGUUCCAGAAAUACCAGGUUCUUCCACAUCUGCUGCUGCUUCAAGUUCCCUACAGGAAAGAAGUAAUGAGAAUGGGUUAAGUGUCCUUUCUUCAGAGAGUCUUGUUUCUCAAAGAAGAAAUUCUGUGGAAGAAAAGACACCUCUCAUAUCUCCUUAUGGCGAAACCUUUUUUUUUAACUGCUCAGAAGACACUGAAAUCUGUGGCAAUGAAUUUUCAAGCAACCAAAAAGAGAACAGAGAUGACAGAAGCACUGAAGAGGAUAACUUUCCUAGCAAAACAUGUACUCGUAAAAAUAAUAGUAAAUAUAAAGCAUCUGAAGAUGUAGUGAACAGUGAAUUAGUACCACAGGAGGAUAAAUCGAUAUUGCCAAACAAAUUCAUCAGUGAUUCUGAAUAUUCUACUGUGAAAGAAUGUGCUAAAUAUGCAAGAAAAGGAAAAUACAAGAUAUCAAGACGCUCCAGAGAGUUCAGAAGUGAGAAUCUGGACCUCACUGCUAAAGAACAGAUUUAUUCUCCCCAGCAUGGUGGCCCCAAUGAAUUGCUCAGUGAUCCAAUGAUCAGCCCUAAUGACUCCAUAACACCUUAUGCCUGUUUUUAUGGACCAUCAAUAAAGAAGGUUAAAGAAGGAUGGCUGGACAAGCUGUCUCCUCAGGGAAAGCACAUGUUUCAGAAACGCUGGGUAAAAUUUGAUGGUGACAGCAUUUCUUAUUACAAUAAUGACAAGGAAGUGUACUCCAAGGGAAUAAUCCUCCUCUCUGCUAUGUCUGCAGUCAGAGUCCAUGGGGAUAACAAAUUUGAAGUUGUUACAGCACACAGGAUAUUCGUCUUCAGGGCUGAAAAGGAAGAUGAAAGAAAUGAGUGGAUUAGUACAAUACUCGGUGCUUUGAAAUGCCAGCCUGAAAUAUCUCUAUUACGAACUGUGCUUCCUCCUGAAAAGAGUGGGUAUCUGGAACUGAAAGGAUACAAAGCCAAAAUCUUUACCUUACUUCAAGGAAAUAAUGUGUGGAUCUGCAAAAAUAACCAGGAUUUCAAAACUGGAUAUGGCAUUACUAUAAUCCCCAUGAAUGUGGCUAAUGUGAAACAAGUAGGCCGGACAGCAAAACAAUCUUUUGAAAUAAUUACACCGUACAGAAGUUUUAGCUUUACAGCAGAGUCAGAAAAAGAGAAGCAGGAGUGGAUCGAAGCAUUGCAACAAUCUAUAGCAGAAACUCUCUCGGACUAUGAAGUGCCGGAGAAGAUCUGGUUCAAUGAAUCAAACAGGACCUGUGCUGAUUGUAAAGCUCCUGAUCCUGACUGGGCAUCUAUCAAUCUCUGUGUUGUCAUUUGUAAGAAAUGUGCAGGGCAACACAGAUCAUUAGGACCCAGAGAUUCGAAAGUCCGAAGCCUCAAAAUGGAUGCCAGCAUUUGGAGCAAUGAACUCAUUGAGCUUUUUAUUGUGAUAGGUAAUAAGAAGGCAAACAGUUUUUGGGAAGGAAAUCUUCAGCCAGAUGAGGAAUUGCCCAUGGAUGCCCCCACAGACAGGAGACUAACUUUCAUAAUACAAAAGUACAAAGAGGGAAGAUUCAGAAAAUCCACUCUGCUUUACAAAACCAAAGAAGAGUUAAAUAAGGCUCUGUGUGCUGCAGUAGUUACGCAGGACGUGUUGGAAACAAUGAUGUUGUUGUUCAGUGGAGCAGAGGUGUUGUGCGCUACUGGAGAUCCUGUAUACAGCACUCCAUACUUGUUAGCCAAGAAAGCAGGACAAAGGCUGCAGAUGGAAUUUCUCCACCACAAUAAGUUUGCAGAUUUUCCUAACUAUGAUGUUCAUUCAGACAGUGUUUUCUGUCAAGAUUCUUGCUCAUCCACAUUCCUCUGUGACUAUUUAUACAAAGUUUCCUUCAGCGCUCCAAAGCUGUUCACUGAGAGAAAAUUAAAAGAAGAGUAUAAUAAAAGGUGGUGUGCUCUGGAAAGCAGCUUUUUGAGCUACUAUGAAAAUGAGAAGACUCCAUCACCAAAUGGAAUGAUUGACAUUGGUGAAGUUAUCUGUCUUGCUGUUCAUAAUCAUAAUUAUGUUGCAUCCUUAAAUGUGGGAGCUAUAUUUACCUUUGAAAUCUACUUACUGUCAGAACGUGUUUUUCUGUUUGGUGCUGAAACUGCACAUUCUCAGAGAAAAUGGACCCAGGCAAUUGCCAAGCACUUUGUACCCAUGGUAGCCAAAUGUCUGCUGGUGAGGGACUAUGAUGUGAUUGGCCAGUUAUACUACAAAGACGGCCAUAACCUUGACAACUGGAAAAAAGGCUGGUUUGCCAUUGAGAAGUCAAGCCUACAUUUUUGCCUAGAAUCGGAAAACUCUCAAGAGGAUACAAUGCAUCUGAGGAGGCUGCAGGAGUUAACGAUCAGCAGCAUUAUCCAGAAUGGACAAAAAAUUGAUGUUCUGCUUCUGGUUGAGAAAGGAAGAACGUUAUACAUCCAUGGCCACACAAAGUUGGAUUUCACAGUCUGGCAUAGUGCAAUUGAAAAAGCAGCAGGUACAGAUGGCAAUGUGUUAGAAGAUCAGCAGCUCAGCAAAAACGACGUCCCUAUUAUAGUGAACAGCUGUAUUGCAUUUGUUACACAGUAUGGUUUGGGUAGCAAACAUAUCUACCUGAAGGGUGGGGAUUCUUCUCAUGUAAGUGAACUUCUCGAGUGCUUCAAAAAGGAUGCAAGAAGUGUUAAGCUGAGGGCUGGAACACACCAACUGGAAGAUGUUACUGAUACACUGAAAUGUUUUCUGUCUGAAAUAGAUGAUGCAAUUCUUACCAAAGAACUCUAUCCAUUUUGGAUCUCUGCACUAGAUACAUUGGAUGACAGAGAAAGAGUAAGGAAAUACAGUGCUUUUAUUCGAACACUUCCACCAGUCAAUAGGGCAACUCUGACUGCUUUAAUGGAACACCUUUAUAGGGUACAAAAGUGUUCAGAAAUCAAUCACAUGGAUCCUCACAAUCUAGCUAUGGCGUUCUCAUCAUGCCUGUUUCAAACUAAAGGCCAGACCAGUGAAGAAGUCAAUGUUAUUGAAGACCUAAUAAUAAAUUAUGUGCAUCUCUUUGAUGUACAUGAAAACCAAGUGAAGCAAAUGGAUAUUGAGAACAGCUUUAUUACCAAAUGGAAGGAUCCUCAAUACUUUCAGGUUUCCCAGGCUGGAGAUUUGCUAAUUGAAGUUUAUGUGGAAAGAAAGGAGCCAGACUGCAGUGUUAUAAUAAGGGUAUCACCAAUAAUGGAGGCAGAAGAGUUGACUAAUGACAUAUUGGGAAUAAAAAACAUCACCCCCCUCAAAGAUGACGUGUGGGCUACCUUUGAAGUGAUUGAAAAUGGAGAGCUGGAGCGCCCUCUACAUUAUACCGAGAAUGUUCUAGAACAAAUUCUUCACUGGAGUUCUUUGCCUAACCCCUGCAGUGCGUGCCUUGUUAUAAAGAAGUUUCUGACAGCAGACACAGCAAAGCUGUACUAUGAGAAGAAUACAAAAGGCAGCGUAAAAGCCAGCUAUCUGAAAUACAAAGAAGAGCCAUCCAAAUUACUGUCUGGAAAUAAGUUUCAAGAGCGUUAUUUUGUUUUGUGGGAAGGAAACCUUUUUCUUUACAAGGAUAUGAAGAGUAGCAAGCCUGAGAAAGUAUUGCCAGUCAAAUUGCUGAAACUUUAUCUUGGAGUGAAGAAGAAAUUCAAGCCACCAACAAAUUGGGGUCUUACACUAUAUUCUGAAAAGCACCAUUGGUACUUAUGUUGUGACAGACGUGAUUCUCAGCUGGAAUGGCUGAGCAGCAUUUUUAUUGCACAGCACAGUAAUAUCUGGCCACCUGAUGGAAACACAAGAAAGCAAUCUAUAACAAAAAAUCCAAAAAUUGGUCGUUUGCCUUUAAUACCCAUACAGCAUGAGAGAAGCACUUUGAAAGCUAAUGUCAGCACAUCAGAGGAUUCAAAACUGGACUCUCAGAGUGACAUAACAGAAGACAAGAAGGGUUUAAAGCAAAAGCUAUCACUGGUAGCACAGUGCCUAGAACAUAAGGAGGAGAGAGCUCGAAUCCGUGCAAGAAAGCAUCGAAGUCUGAUCUGUUUGGAUGACAUGGGGCAAGAUGAUGUUAGCUUGAACCAAAGACACUACCAGGAAUCAAAAUCACCAAAGAAAAGUGAUGAUAAGGCCAAUCAGACUCAUCUGGAAUCUGAUAAUCAGCUUCCAGUAAAUGUUAUUCAAGAACUCAGUGCUGUCCUGCAGAAGCACAGAACUCUUCAUGAAGAAUCCUAGCAACUAUUCUUCAGAAAUAUACAUCAAAGACCUGGCUUCAAAAAUAGAUUAGACCAGUUCAUAGAGGAUAGGGCUAUCAGUGGCUACUAACAUGGAUAGCUGUGUAUUUCCAUUGGAAUCAGGGCAAUACCCUGAACACCAGGUGCUAGGAAAAACCAAUGGGAGGAGGCAGUUACCCUCUUUUUCCUGCUUACAGGCUUACCUGAUGUAUCUAGUUGGCCACUGCAUGAAGCAGGAUGCUGGACUAAAUGGGAUCCUGGACUUUUUGACCUGAUUUAGCAGGGCUUUUGUUAUGUCUUUAUAGUUUGUUCUAGGAAAUGAAAUAUUUAAGAACAUAAGAACAGCCCUGCUGGAUCAGGCCCAAGGCCUAUCUAGUCCAGCAUCCUGUUUCACACAGUGGCCCACUAGAUGCCUCUGAGAAGCCCACAGCAAGAGGUGAGGGCAUGCCCUCUCUCCUGCUGUUGCUCCCCUGCAACUGUUAUUUAGAGGCAACUUGCCUGUAGGGAUGUGCACAGAACUGGCAGGGAUGGCUCAAGGGUGGAGGGGGAUACAUUUAAGGACUGGGU
Hemicordylus capensis (graceful crag lizard) is the source of this 6032-nucleotide messenger RNA. RefSeq names its product ArfGAP with RhoGAP domain, ankyrin repeat and PH domain 2 (gene ARAP2). Gene Ontology annotation, molecular function: GTPase activator activity; phosphatidylinositol-3,4,5-trisphosphate binding; protein binding. The record is from RefSeq and is a predicted model, not a curated record. NCBI's taxonomy places the organism in Eukaryota, Metazoa, Chordata, Lepidosauria, Squamata, Cordylidae. The coding region runs from base 370 to 5466 and encodes 1698 amino acids. The transcript is spliced from 33 exons. Gene Ontology annotation, biological process: positive regulation of GTPase activity; signal transduction.